AUGGCGGCUCGCGGGAUGGGGCUAGUCAUCAUAAAUGUUACGACGCCAAAUUUGAUGUUCUCGACAAUUGUACCAUCGUUUAACUCAUCAAACAUUACUGAACUAGGCCCUCUUGUUCUCGUCGCGCUGAUCUAUAUGCUAAUCGGCAUGACACUGUCGUGGAUCAUCAAGCAACUCUUUUGGGUUCCUCACAGAUUCCGGCAUGGAAUUCUUGUGGCUGGAGGGUGGGCGAAUAUCGGUGAUGUCCCUAUCUCUGUGGCCCUGAGCAUAAUGGCGUCAGCCCCUUUCAAUGGAACCGAUGAUGAGAACCUGGCAGUCACACUGUUUCCUCUUGGCGGACACCGACCGCCGGAGCAGGAAGAAAUUGGAGUCUUGACAUUAACGAAUGAACAUCUGCUGUCCUACCGAGUUUCUGGAUCCUACUUCUCCCUCACUUACAUCCGUACAGCCCGUCUUCCUGACUCUAUCACCGGGCACAUCGCGGUGACGCAUACUCAUUGGUUCCACAAGUUCAUCAGUCUGACCUUCGGAUUCCUGCGAUCCCUCCUGGCUCCCCCGUCUUUGUCGAUCAUCAUCUCAUUUAUCAUUGCCAUUACUCCUCCAUUGAAGGCACUUUUUGUUCCAGGCGUUCCAGGCACGCAUAUAUCUUCAGCGCCCGACGGCCAACCUCCACUCGCACUUAUCAUGAAGACGGCUACCUUCAUUAGUGGCGCAUCAGUACCAAUGGGUUUGAUUACCCUUGGGUCUGCUCUUGCCAGACUAAGCAUCCCGCGAAAUCAGUGGAGCUCUCUCCCUCUCGGUGCCAUCGGGAGUUUGGCUGUUGGCAGGCUCGUCGUGAUGCCUGUUCUGGGCAUCCUUAUUUGCCAGCAAUUCACACGUAUCGGACUGAUAGACCCCUCUAACAAUGUCCUCAGAUUCAUCUGCAUCCUCUUGUCGGGCUUGCCCACCGCGACCACACAGCCAUCACUUCCUUCACACUUCAUAUUCUCUUUGGAUGAUGCCCCUGGAGCAGGGAUGUAUGGAUCACGUUAUGUGCGGGUUUAG
Molecule: messenger RNA, 1044 nt
Organism: Suillus subaureus
Lineage: Eukaryota; Fungi; Basidiomycota; Agaricomycetes; Boletales; Suillaceae
Exons: 9
Coding region: 1-1044 (347 amino acids)
Biological process (GO): transmembrane transport
Cellular component (GO): membrane
Source: RefSeq, a predicted model, not a curated record